This is a messenger RNA of Bufo bufo (common toad), 14146 nucleotides long. RefSeq names its product otogelin (gene OTOG). Gene Ontology annotation, cellular component: extracellular matrix. The transcript is spliced from 58 exons. Gene Ontology annotation, molecular function: alpha-L-arabinofuranosidase activity; protein binding. Gene Ontology annotation, biological process: L-arabinose metabolic process. The coding region runs from base 1 to 13398 and encodes 4465 amino acids. NCBI's taxonomy places the organism in Eukaryota, Metazoa, Chordata, Amphibia, Anura, Bufonidae. The record is from RefSeq and is a predicted model, not a curated record.
AUGGACCCAGUUCUCCUGCUGUGGUGUCUGCUGACGUCUGCCUGGGUCAGGACAGGUUUUACCUCCGUGUUUACUUCAGACCCUCAGUCUUUACCCGGUGACGACAGCAGCCGCAUGGUUCCUCCGAAAGUGGAUCCCACGUCCCAAGCAGACACGCUUGACCUGCCUGAUAAUUCAGAAUUCCAGUAUACUGGAAGGAGGACACUGAAGUCCAAUCAUAGGCCGCCCGACCCUUAUAAUAGAACGGAGGAUAGAUCUCAUCUCCAAGCUCCCCAGCUUGAGGGCCAUGCUACGUGGCUCCCUGUAUCUCGCAUCUGCUCCCUAUACUGUUUUCUGCUUGCCUGCGCUGCAAUCCACCAACUACAUAUAAAAGCAGAGCGCCUCCCACAGAGAGCCUCCAGGAAAGCGCCUCCCCCAGAGCGUCUCCUACAGAGAGCCUCCAGGAAAGCGCCUCCCCCAGAGCGUCUCCUACAGAGAGCCUCCAGGAAAGCGCCUCCCCCAGAGCGUCUCCUACAGAGAGCCUCCAGAAAAGCGCCUCCCCCAGAGCGUCUCCUACAGAGAGCCUCCAGGAAAGCGCCACCUACAGAGAGCCUCCAGGAAAGUGCCUCCCCAGAGCGCCUCCCACAGAGAGCCUCCAGGAAAGCGCCUCCCCAGAGCGUCUCCUACAGAGAGCCUCCAGGAAAGCGCCUCCCCCAGAGCGUCUCCUACAGAGAGCCUCCAGGAAAGCGCCUCCCCCAGAGCGUCUCCUACAGAGAGCCUCCAGGAAAGCGCCUCCCCCAGAGCGUCUCCUACAGAGAGCCUCCAGGAAAGCGCCUCCCCCAGAGCGUCUCCUACAGAGAGCCUCCAGGAAAGCGCCUCCCCCAGAGCGUCUCCUACAGAGAGCCUCCAGGAAAGCGCCUCCCCCAGAGCGUCUCCUACAGAGAGCCUCCAGGAAAGCGCCUCCCCCAGAGCGUCUCCUACAGAGAGCCUCCAGGAAAGCGCCUCCCCCAGAGCGUCUCCUACAGAGAGCCUCCAGGAAAGCGCCUCCCCCAGAGCGUCUCCUACAGAGAGCCUCCAGGAAAGCGCCUCCCCCAGAGCGUCUCCUACAGAGAGCCUCCAGGAAAGCGCCUCCCCCAGAGCGUCUCCUACAGAGAGCCUCCAGGAAAGCGCCUCCCCCAGAGCGUCUCCUACAGAGAGCCUCCAGGAAAGCGCCUCCCCCAGAGCGUCUCCUACAGAGAGCCUCCAGGAAAGCGCCUCCCCCAGAGCGUCUCCUACAGAGAGCCUCCAGGAAAGCGCCUCCCCCAGAGCGUCUCCUACAGAGAGCCUCCAGGAAAGCGCCUCCCCCAGAGCGUCUCCUACAGAGAGCCUCCAGGAAAGUGCCUCCCCAGAGCGUCUCCUACAGAGAGCCUCCAGGAAAGUGCCUCCCCAGAGCGUCUCCUACAGAGAGCCUCCAGGAAAGCGCCUCCUCAGAGCACGUCCCACAGAGAGACUCCAGGAAAGCGCCUCCCCCAGAGCGUGUCCCACAGAGAGACUCCAGGAAAGCGCCUCCCCCAGAGCGUCUCCUACAGAGAGCCUCCAGGAAAGCGCCUCCCCCAGAGCGUCUCCUACAGAGAGCCUCCAGGAAAGCGCCUCCCCCAGAGCGUCUCCUACAGAGAGCCUCCAGGAAAGCGCCUCCCCCAAAGCGUCUCCUACAGAGAGCCUCCAGGAAAGCGCCUCCCCCAGAGCGUCUCCUACAGAGAGCCUCCAGGAAAGCGCCUCCCCCAGAGCGUCUCCUACAGAGAGCCUCCAGGAAAGCGCCUCCCCCAGAGCGUCUCCUACAGAGAGCCUCCAGGAAAGCGCCUCCCCCAGAGCGUCUCCUACAGAGAGCCUCCAGGAAAGCGCCUCCCCCAGAGCGUCUCCCACAGAGAGCCUCCAGGAAAGCGCCUCCCCCAGAGCGUCUCCUACAGAGAGCCUCCAGGAAAGUGCCUCCCCAGAGCGUCUCCUACAGAGAGCCUCCAGGAAAGUGCCUCCCCAGAGCGUCUCCUACAGAGAGCCUCCAGGAAAGCGCCUCCUCAGAGCACGUCCCACAGAGAGACUCCAGGAAAGCGCCUCCCCCAGAGCGUCUCCUACAGAGAGCCUCCAGGAAAGCGCCUCCCCCAGAGCGUCUCCUACAGAGAGCCUCCAGGAAAGCGCCUCCCCCAGAGCGUCUCCUACAGAGAGCCUCCAGGAAAGCGCCACCCCCAGAGCGUCUCCUACAGAGAGCCUCCAGGAAAGCGCCUCCCCCAGAGCGUCUCCUACAGAGAGCCUCCAGGAAAGCGCCUCCCCCAGAGCGUCUCCUACAGAGAGCCUCCAGGAAAGCGCCUCCCCCAGAGCGUCUCCUACAGAGAGCCUCCAGGAAAGCGCCUCCCCCAGAGCGUCUCCUACAGAGAGCCUCCAGGAAAGCGCCUCCCCCAGAGCGUCUCCUACAGAGAGCCUCCAGGAAAGCGCCUCCCCCAGAGCGUCUCCUACAGAGAGCCUCCAGGAAAGCGCCUCCCCCAGAGCGUCUCCUACAGAGAGCCUCCAGGAAAGCGCCUCCCCCAGAGCGUCUCCUACAGAGAGCCUCCAGGAAAGCGCCUCCCCCAGAGCGUCUCCUACAGAGAGCCUCCAGGAAAGCGCCUCCCCCAGAGCGUCUCCUACAGAGAGCCUCCAGGAAAGUGCCUCCCCAGAGCGUCUCCUACAGAGAGCCUCCAGGAAAGUGCCUCCCCAGAGCGUCUCCUACAGGGAGCCUCCAGGAAAGCGCCUCCCCCAGAGCGUCUCCUACAGAGAUCCUCCAGGAAAGCGCCUCCCCCAGAGCGUCUCCUACAGAGAGCCUCCAGGAAAGUGCCUCCCCCCAGAGCGUCUCCUACAGAGAGCCUCCAGGAAAGUGCCUCCCCCAGAGCGUCUCCUACAGAGAGCCUCCAGGAAAGUGCCUCCCCCAGAGUGUCUCCUACAGAGAGCCUCCAGGAAAGUGCCUCCCCAGAGCGUCUCCUACAGAGAGCCUCCAGGAAAGCGCCUCCCCCAGAGCGUCUCCUACAGAGAGCCUCCAGGAAAGUGCCUCCCCCAGAGCGUCUCCUACAGAGAGCCUCCAGGAAAGUGCCUCCCCCAGAGCGUCUCCUACAGAGAGCCUCCAGGAAAGCGCCUCCCCCAGAGCGCCUCCUACAGAGAGCCUCCAGGAAAGCGCCUCCCCCAGAGCGUCUCCUACAGAGAGCCUCCAGGAAAGCGCCUCCCCCAGAGCGUCUCCUACAGAAAGCCUCCAGGAAAGCGACUCCCCCAGAGCGUCUCCUACAGAGAGCCUCCAGGAAAGCGCCUCCCCCAGAGCGCCUCCUACAGAGAGCCUCCAGGAAAGCGCCUCCCCCAGAGCGUCUCCCACAGAGAGCCUCCAGGAAAGUGCCUCCCCCAGAGCGUCUCCUACAGAGAGCCUCCAGGAAAGCGCCUCCUCAGAGCACGUCCCACAGAGAGACUCCAGGAAAGUGCCUCCCCAUAGCGUCUCCUACAGAGAUCCUCCAGGAAAACGCCUCCCCAGAGCGCCUCCCACAGAGAGCCUUCAGGAAAGCGCCUCCCCCAGAGCGUCUCCUACAGAGAGCCUCCAGGAAAGUGCCUCCCCCAGAGCGUCUCCUACAGAGAGCCUUCAGGAAAGUGCCUCCCCAGAGCGUCUCCUACAGAGAGAUUGCAGGAAAGUGCCUCCCCCAGAGCGUCUCCUACAAAGAAACUCCAGGAAAGUGCCUCCCCAGAGCGUCUCCUACAGAGAGCCUCCAGGAAAGCGCCUCCCCCAGAGCGUCUCCUACAGAGAGCCUCCAGGAAAAGCGUCUCCUACAGAGAGCCUUUAGGAAAGUGCCUCCCCAGAGCGUCUCCUACAGAGAGAUUGCAGGAAAGUGCCUCCCCCAGAGCGUCUCCUACAGAGAGCCUCCAGGAAAGUGCCUCACCCCAGAGCACUUCCCACAGAGAGUCCAGGAAAACACCUCCUCCAGAUCACCUGCCACAGAGAGCUUCCUGGAAAGCGCCUUCCCCCAGAGCACCUCCCCUAGAGAGCCUCCAGGAAAGCGCCUGCUGCAGAGUAUCUCCCACAGAGAGCUUCCAGGAAAGCGCCUGCUGCAGAGAAAGCAGAACGCGCAGCGGGCGGCAGUCAGUGGAGAGGAGACUUCCCAAAAUGUUCUUCCCUGCUUCAAUGGAGGAGAAUGUUGGCAGAAGAAGUUCUGUGACUGCAGCCGGUACAACGCAUCGGGAUCCAGAUGUCAGAUAGUGUAUAAUACAGGCCCGGAGAGAGAGAACAUCUGCCGGACGUGGGGGCAGUAUCAUUAUGAGACCUUUGAUGGACUUUAUUUUUUUUUUCCUGGAAAAUUCACGUAUGACCUCCUGCGCCAAGCAGAACCAGAUGAGCAGAGCUUUUCCAUACAGGUGCACAACGACCCGUCCUGCGCCUCCCACCCCUACUCUUGCGCUCGCUUCGUCACACUGUACUUUGCUGGUGCCGGGGAAGUGACGUUACAGGAACACAUUGUUCUCCUCAACAACCUCAGGGUGCAGCUGCCAUAUACCAAUGGGGUACUGAGGAUACAGCGCCUCGCCGGAUACAUCAUCAUCACUCAGCACUACGCCUUCUCCUUGGCCUGGGAUGGAAACUCCGCUAUUUAUCUGAAAAUGAGUCCGGAUUAUGUCGGCAGAACCCACGGAAUAUGUGGCAAUAAUAACUGGAUCCCCCACGAUGAUCUGGUGACAAGUUAUGGUAAAGUGACAGAGGACAUUGAGGAAUUUGUGAACAGCUGGAGGGAGGAUUUGCCCCAGAAAUUGUGGCUGAACCCUGCCCCAUCCACUUCCUAUGAGCCACCAUGUGCUAAGCUGAAGCCGCAGGCGAGACAGGUGGCGCACUCUCUCUGCAGCUCAUUACUUCAGCCUCCAUUUCAGAGUUGUCACGAGUUGGUGAGUCCGGAGCCCUUCAUGGCGAGCUGCGCAGAUGACCUGUGCAUGUCAGAGAUGGACAUGGGCACCUUGUGCAGAGCUCUGGCAGAGUAUGCCCGCGCCUGUGCUCACGCCGGGCACCCACUGCAAGGAUGGAGGGAGGUGUUCAAAAAGUGUGACGUUACAUGUGACACUGGCCUGGUAUACAGUGAAUGCAUUGAAUGUUGUCCAACCUCGUGCCACCUGAGGAAGCCAUGUAUGGACAGCGAGAUCUCCUGUGUAGACGGCUGCUACUGUCCUGAGGGGAUGGUUCUAGAAAAUGAAACUUGUGUUUAUCCCUCUGAAUGUCCCUGCGAUUUCCAUGGCGUCCCCCGCCAAGCUGGCACUGUGGUGCAGGACCAGUGUAACAACUGCACUUGUUCUGAAGGAAAAUGGGUUUGCACAGAGCUGACUUGUCCAGCCGAGUGUUCUGUCACUGGGGACUUUCACAUUAUGACAUUUGAUGGACGUAAAUACACUUUCCAGGCCCCAUGCCAGUACAUCCUGGCGAAGAGCCUCUCAUCCGGAACCUUCACUGUGUCUCUGCAGAACGCCCCCUGUGGACCGAACCUGGACGGAUCCUGUAUCCAGUCUGUGAACAUCAUCGUUCACCAGGAUCAGAGGAAAGAGGUGAUUCUGACGCAGUCCGGAGACGUCUUUGUGUAUGACCAAUACAAAGUCAACCUGCCAUAUACCGACGAUGUGUUUGAGAUCAGAGAUUUCUCUUCGGUGUUUGUACGAGUGAAGACGUCUCUGGGGUUGCAGCUGCUGUAUGACCGAGGAGGCCUCCGCCUUUACCUCCAAGUGGACGAGCGCUGGAAGGACGACACCACAGGCCUCUGCGGGACCUUCAAUGACAACACGCAGGACGACUUUCUCUCUCCAGCUGGAGUUCCAGAAAGUACUCCACAGUUGUUUGGAAAUUCGUGGAAAACAUCCUCCGCCUGUGGGACAGAAUAUCUGUCCUCUCGCCUGGACCCGUGUGAUGUUCACCUGCAGGCAGCCUCUUAUGCGGCAGAGAGCUGCAGCGUCAUCAGCAGCGGGGAUCUCUUCGCUCCCUGUCAUUCCUACCUGAGUCCUGUGUCGUAUUAUGAGCAGUGCAGGAGAGACACAUGUAAGUGUGGAGAUGCCUGCCUCUGCUCCGCCCUGGCACACUAUGCCCACCAAUGCCGCCACUUCGGAGUCACCAUCAACUUCAGAGGCAGCGUCCCCAGCUGUGAUAUUCCAUGUGAAGGCUCGAUGGUCUACAGCACGUGUGCCAGUCCAUGUGCCCGCACCUGCCAGUCAAUGUCGGCUCCAGAAGUCUGUGAUGAAGAGUGUAUGGAGGGCUGUGCGUGUCCUGACAACAUGUAUUACAGCACUCAGCUCAGCACAUGUGUAGAGAGGAGCCGGUGUCCAUGUUACUUCCAGGGAAUCAACUAUCAACCUGGAGAAAACGUCAUCACCUCCAUCGGAAAAUGCCUCUGCAUGGAUGGAGUAAUGAAGUGUGAGAGCAGCGCAGCAGUGCACAGCUGUCCAGACGGUCAGAUCUAUCGCAACUGCAGCAGUUCAGAGGUGGACAUUGCACUGAGCCCAGAGAAGACCUGUGAGAAUCAGCUGCUGAAUGUCUCUGCGUCCUCCAGCCUGCCCUGUGUGUCCGUCUGUGUCUGCCCCAGAGGGCUGGUGAAGCAUGGCACAGAGUGCCUGGAGCCGGCUGCCUGUCCCUGCUCAUGGAAAGCCAAGGAAUACUUCCCAGGAGACAUCGUGCACUCGCCCUGUCACACCUGUGUCUGCCAGCAUGGAGCCUUUCAGUGCAGCUUCCACCCCUGCCCCUCCAUGUGCACGUUCUACGCAGACCGCCAUUACCGGACGUUUGAUGGUUUUACCUUUGAUUUCGUGGGAAAUUGUAAAGUUCAUCUGGUGAAGGCUCGGUCACCAAGCAACUUCUCUGUCACAGCAGAAAAUGUGAAUUGUUUCAGCAGUGGAGCCAUCUGCAGGAAGGUCAUCUCCAUCAGCGUGGGGCGCUCUCAAAUCCUGCUCGAUGACGACACGGGAAUGCCGAACCCUUCGAGUGUCAUCGAUACGUCCCACGAGGUGCACGUCUGGCAGGCCGGCUUCUUCACAUUCAUCCACUUCCCCUCCGAAUACAUAACACUUCUGUGGGACCAGAGGACGGCCCUUCACAUCCAGGCUGGGCCCCAGUGGCAGGGUGCACUCAGUGGCCUGUGUGGAAAUUUUGAUCUGAAAACAGUCAAUGAGAUGAGGACUCCCGAAAACCUCGAGUUAUCCAAUCCUCAGGAAUUUGGAACCAGCUGGACAGCGUCCGAGUGUCUUGACAGCCCCGACACCCGGGAUCGCUGCCGUCAGAACCCGCUGCGAGAGCCUUUUGCCAAGAAGCAAUGUGGGAUCUUGCUGAGUGAAGUAUUUGAAGACUGCCACCCGGUGGUAGAUGUGACUUGGUUUUACUCCAACUGCCUGUCGGACACAUGCGGCUGCAACCUUGGUGGAGACUGUGAGUGUUUCUGUACCAGUGUCUCGGCGUAUGCCCAUCAGUGUUGCCAGCAAGGAGUCGCUGUGGACUGGAGGUCGCCCCGAACAUGUCCUUAUGACUGUGAAUUCUACAAUAAAGUUCUAGGUAAAGGUCCAUACAGGCUGCAUAGUCAGGUGGACAGAGACCUGGUGCUGGCGGUCCGAAUGACUGAUGCGACUGUGCUGCCAAUGAGAGAAGAACGUGCGAUGCCUGGACACGCCGCAGACUUCAUGAUCACCCCAGGACUAUUCAGCCCCAGAGCACAUGAUAAAAGCAUCAUCUCCUUGGAGGUAGCCGAGCGGCCAAACAUAUUCUUACAUCUGGGACGUAAUGGAACCUUACAAGUGUCCAAAUGGCAGAGAAGCGAUGAGUUCCAGAGGAGCGCAACGUUCAUAAUCCACAAGAACCGGUGGACGGCCGGGUACAGUGCCUUUGAGAGCCUCGCCAAACCCGGACACUUUGUGAGAGUCUCGGCCUCCUCCAUCUUCCUGGCAAAAUAUCAUCACUCUGCUGCAUUCAGGCUCGCCACGCUCUUCAUGUUAUCAGAUUCCAAGUUGCGUGUCGUUCUGCGAUCUUCCUGUGAGUGGCGCUAUGAUGCUUGUAGUAGUGCUUGUUACCGAACCUGCAGAGACCCGGCCGGUGAACGCUGUCACGGUGUCCCUAGGGUUGAAGGUUGCUUCCCAUGGUGCCCACCAGACAUGGUCAUGGAUGAAGUUACUAAAAAAUGUGUCUACUUCCCUGACUGUAUUGAAUCUGCAGUCAGUCUGACCACGUCCACUACCAUGAAGGUGGCCUCAUCCCCCGCAGCGCCUGUAACAGGAGCCGGUGCCCUGACUGCCUUUAGCACCAGACCUGUCUUCUCCACAAUCAUCUCUGCAGCGCACCGCACCACACCUGUUGCUCCAUUACACACCACGACGCAGUCUGGAGAAAGCUCCACUGAUAUUGUGCGCACCCCAACACAGGCAGACAUCCCGAAGACCAGGACACCUACUGCUCUUCCUAAAACUACAAGGACUCAGGCAACAUCAGGUGCAGACAUUCACCCCUCACACGUAUCAGCCCCUAGGACAGUCACCACCUCAUCUCCAUCUCCAGGCACUAUCUCCACUGAGACCGUGUACUCUUCUGUGCCAGCCACCUUGACAACAUCGGAUGACGCCCAUAGGACUUUGACAGCUUGGCGGAAUGUAACAAGGUCAGCAGAUUCUUCACCCACUGCUGGAGUUCAGAUCAGCCGCACUGUAACCCAUUCUGAACAGUCCACCCCAAGCACAGGCCCCAUGAAGUUGUCCUCUGAGCCACACACAUCUACAUCUGGAAGUACAGAUCACACUGUCUCACAAAUAGACCAGGGAUCGUCCCUCCCACCAUCAAGGAUCACAUCUACACACUAUACCAUGGUCCCUAGACCACCAGAGAAAGCAACAUCAGUCACUGGGAUUACAAGGAAAACAAGUCAAGCUGUUGAGACCACUGGACAAUCCACCUUGCAAACCUUCCUAAUGUCCACCAAGCUGGUGACCGAAACAGAGAUUUCACAUGCGAAGGAUCUGACUGAGUCUGUGGGAGGAAUAACCCGAACAUCAGGUGUAAGUAGCGUUUCUCAGAAGAUCACAAAGUCCACCACAGAAGCUCCUCUAGUCUACAGUGUGCUGCCCCUUACCACAAGUCAAGACACAAGAAGCAAAGAAUCCUUGUCUGGCUACCUUCCCAGCAGCUCUCCGGGCCUGGUGACGAUCAGUGUUUCCAGUAUCCCUGCACAGACUCAACCAACAUCUGUUUCCAUCACAUUGUCAACAAGACCAUCUACUGCCGUAACAUUUACCUCCAAGGAGACAUCAUUAAUGUCUCAGCUGCCUACAACUGAAGGAACAAGAUUAGCUCCAAGCCCAAGUGCCUCAUCUCAGGCUACAUCUAGUGAGCAUGCAAUUUAUGUGGAAGGAACCAAACUACAGCGCUCAGAAGCCAUCACCAUGAACUCAACCUCAGCGACAGCCAUUACAACUAUUACCACAAAAAUAGCUCCAUUGACUUCAGUGGCAUCCAAGGAGGCACGCGCGUCUACUGAGCUAACAUCCCAUGGCACCAGAACCUCCAAUGCCACUCAGAUGUCCACCAAACAAGGGACUGCACAACCCAUAACAGAACCCAUAGCCACAGCACAGUCCACUAGGCUCAUCCUAGACUUAAGGAAUGUAACUGGUCCAAUAAAAUCCACCCCAAGCACAAGAGCAACACUGUCACCUACUGAUCUUCAUGUAUAUGAUACCAAACUGCCUCCUACAUACCCCUCUGAGGAGACUUCUCAGCAAACAUCUCAACCAGGGCUCUUAACAAGGACAUCCAGCAUAAGUGUCACAAUGGUUCCAGACCUGUCAGUAACACUGAGCCCCACCUAUAGUAAAACCAUUGUGACCCUAUCAUCACCAGCUUCUGAUCGCUCUCUGUUCUACACCUCCAGAACAACACAGUCCAGGACUCUAGAAACAUAUGGAAGUGCUCCAACCUCAUUAUCUCCAACUAUUUCUCAUCCUGGACCAUCAGUGACCACACACACUAGCACAGCAGUGGUGACCAUGUUUCCAGACACCGUAACCAUGACACACAUGAAGCCUGGCACUAGCUCCACACCAGUGCAGUCUCCCCAGCACAGUGCAACAUCUAAAGUCACCACAGAAAGACCAUCUACAGAAGAAGCCAUGAGUACAACUGAACGGAGAGAUCUGUCACCACCAGAGGCCUAUAAAACCACAGCUCUCUUCCCUUCUGCUUCUCAACCAGUGGUUGUAUCUGAAACAUUAGCCGCUUAUCGUCCGUCAACUGAGGCCUUGAUGUCUCCUGGGUCCAUUACUGAGGAGAGCCAGACCUCAGCUGUGACACCUGCUUCAUCUACAAUGUACCACCCAUCAAUUAUCACAGGCUCGUUAACCUCGCAUGGUGACUUCACAUCUCACAGUGAACAGACUGUGGUGGCUCCUGACAUGAGUACAAGUGUGACAGCAAAAUCCCCAUCAACUUCACAGACAAAAUCCAAAUAUUCCACAUGGGCAGAAGCCUCACCGUACCCUCUUCAUACUUUGUCUCCUGGAAACACCAGUUAUGUUCCGGUGUUCUUGACACAUGGCAUACAUGUACAAGUUCCAGACAACCAGACGACUACUCCCAGUGUUACUAUCCGGCCCCAGUACAAACUGCCCCCCACAACAGAAGCAGCGUCCACUCAACUUCUAGUGAUGACAUCAUCCAGAGCCUUCAGCGAGACAGAGACAUCUUACCCUGCCCUCCAGAGCAGCACUCCAGAUAUCUCGACAGGAAUCACUGUGUCCUCCUUAUCAUCCAGAGAACCUGCCACAAGCCAGCCAUGCAUGCCAUACACAGAAAAUGAGUGCAUUAAACAUAUCUGUGUGGACGGACAGCUAAUCCAGGUGAACAAAUCACAGCACUGUCCCUACAACGUCACUCAGCCCGGCUGCGGACUCCUAGGAUUCGCAGUCCAAAUCAAUGGAGAUCGCUGCUGCCCCAGAUGGGAGUGUGCCUGCCGCUGCUCCCUCUUCUCAGACUUGAGCUUUGUUACUUUUGAUGGACGUUAUCUUGCGUUGUAUAAAGAAGCCUCGUACAUCUUGACUCUGACAGAGGAAGAAUCCAUUACGGUGCAGGUUUCACAAUGUGGACACACAGGCCAGGUUACACUGUGUUUAUCUGCACUGGAGCUGACCUAUAUAUCCAACCAGAUCAUCAUCAAUCGUUUAAACCGAAAAGUUGUGGUGAACUCGAGGAAUGCUUGGCCAAUGGUCAGGAAAUAUGGAUACAAGAUUGUGGAUACUGGUAAUAUGUACUUAAUCGACACUCCAUCAGAUGUGAAGAUCCAGUGGUUUCACAGCACUGGUCUGAUGAUCAUUGAAUCCAACUCCACCAGUAAGCCCACGUCUAUGGGACUUUGUGGAUUCUGUGAUGGGAAUGCAACAAACGACUUAAUUUUGCCCAACGGCCGAGUCUUGUCCAAGAGCGAUGAUUCUGAGGAGUUUGUGGACAGCUGGCAAGUUCCCUACACACUAAAAUAUGUAGGAAAGGAGAGACACCGGGACCUGAACUGCACAGUGAUGGACUGCUCCGAGUGCUUCCAGCUGAUCCUCGACCAGGCGUUCAGCAGCUGUCACCCAUAUGUGUCUCCAGAGGCGUUCUGUGAACUGUGGGUGAAGGACGUAGCAUACGCUCAGGAUCCAUGCAAAGCCCUGACUGCCUACGUCGCCAUGUGCCACAAAUUUAACGUCUGCAUUGAGUGGAGGAGACCAGACUUUUGCUCAUUUUACUGCCCCCCAUCAUUAAUCUACCAGGCAUGCCUGCCGGUCUGUGACAUCACCCCGACGUGUCAGAACAAUGAGAUUGACCUGUACGGCAGCGAGUCGUGUGCUGCACUGACUGAGGGCUGCGUCUGCGCCGAGGGAGAAGUCUUACACCGGCCAUACUCCACUGUCUGCAUUUCAGAGAGCAAAUGCGCUUGUACGGACAGCACAGGGACCCCGCGUGAGAUCGGAGAGGUCUGGCGGCUAUCAGGGGCCGGAUGCUGCGCCUAUCAGUGUGUCGAUAACGAUACCAUGGUCCCAAUUCAGCUCGGCUGUUCUGAUACAGAGGAGCCGGAGUGCCGGCGAUACGGAGAGGUGCUGGUGUCCAUCUCCCAUGACCAGACAUGUUGUCCUCAGAAGCUUUGCGUGUGUAAUGAGACGCUGUGUGAUGGUCUGAUCCCAGUGUGCCGCAGCCACGAGAAGCUCACCGCCUAUUAUCAAGAUGGCUCUUGCUGCCCCCGAUAUACGUGUGAGUGUGACCCUGAGAAGUGUAACCAGGUGGACGGUGUCCGUCAGUGUCGAGAGGACCAGACGCUGUUUGCUGUUCGCACCAGGGAGUCGUGUUGUGUCAGGCACUUCUGUGGAUGUAACGUCUGCUCUGAGCCGGUACCUACCUGUCAGCAGGGAGAAAUACUCACCGUCAGCAGCAACCUUACUGACAGAUGCUGCCCCACCUACCAGUGUGUGUGUGAUGCUGCUCGAUGUCCAGAUAUCACAUGUGACCUGGGAAUGUCUGCAGUCGAGAUGUGGACCCCUAAUAGCUGCUGCCCCUACAGAACAUGUGAAUGCUCCUGUGAUGAGCUCCAUAAGCCGGAGUGUAGUGCGGGAGAAAAAUUAGAAGUUGCUGAAGAAUUAUUGAAUUCUGCAGGAAAUCCCUGUAACUGCACAGUAUAUAAGUGUGUGAAGGACACCGUGUGUGUCAGUAAGGAACAUGGCGUCCUGCGCCCAGGCCAGACCGUGGUCCAGCACACGUCUGAGGGAGUGUGCCACUCUGCCCACUGUACCUCCGCCAUCGACCCCUUGACUAAAUACCACCUCAUCAACGUCUCCUCCCUGAAUUGUGCUGCCAAAUGUGAAGCUAAUCAGCUGUAUGAGCCGCCACGAGACGUGACCCGAUGCUGUGGGCGCUGUAGGAAUGUGUCAUGUGUCCAUACCUUGCUAAAUGGUACAGUCCUCACUCACAAGCCCGGUUCUACCUGGAUUUCUAAGUGUGUCAAAUAUGACUGCACAAACACACCCCUAGGACCAGUGUUAGUCACGUCCGCCGUCAGCUGCCCCCCAUUUAAUGAGACAGAGUGCAUAAAGAUGGGAGGAUAUGUUGUGUCGUUCUUAGACGGAUGCUGUAAAACAUGCAAAGAAGAUGGAAAGUUUUGUAAGCGAGUCACUGUGCGGAUGACAAUCAGGAAGAACGACUGCAGAAGUAACACUCCAGUGAACAUCGUGUCAUGUGACGGGAAGUGUCCAUCGGCCAGCAUCUACAACUACAACAUAAACACGUAUGCGCGCUUCUGUAAGUGCUGCCGCGAGCUGGGGCUGCAGAGACGAGUCGUGCAGUUAUAUUGUAGCGGAAAUUCAACCUGGGUCAGUUAUUCCAUUCAGGAGCCAACGGACUGUUCCUGCCAGUGGUCGUGAGCGCCACCUAGCGAUAGCGCUCGAUAACCAGCUGUAUAUAGUCCCUUCCCCUGCACCAGGCCAAGGAAAAGUGCCAAAAAGAGCUUCGUCUCAGCCAGAAAGUUGUGUUUAUUAGGGUGUCUGCAGGAGCAGACUGUAGUGCAGCAUUCAAGUGUCCGUUAGGCUGAGUUCACAUCACCGUUACUUUUCCGUUCUUCUAAAGAAAAACGGAUUCUGUAUUUUAAGCAUCCGCUAUGCGCGCAGGACUUUUGUUUUUUCUAAAAUGACGGAUCUUUGACAGAAAUGGCUCAGAUGGAAAUGAAAUGUGCAGAACUGGUGGUCAGGACCCAUUUUUCUUCUUCUAUCGGAAAAGAAGAACGGAAAAAUAAACGGUGAUGUGAACUCGCCCGUACUGAGACAAGAUGAGGAACAUGGAUUCAGGCCUAACGUGAUCUCACACGGACACAGGGUGGUGACAUCCCACCGCUUACCCCCCUCAAGGGUCCAGGGUGUGACGGACGGAGGGCAGGCCCAGUUCCCAGUGAUGGCUGUUUUCUUUAUUGAUGCCACCUAACUCCUCCAUGCUGGCGCAGGACAUGUCUGUGGCCUGCAGGUGGCAGUCUGGAGCUGUGGAGCCCCCGGUGCCGUCCCUUCUGACAUGACUGGAAACCUUCCUGCAGUCGGCCACCUGUAAAGUGCUCCCUACGUGUCAGUCAGUAUAUCAUGCUGCCAUGUAGAGCGCCUGAGCUUGGAGCACUUACCUGAAGAA